GGGUACGACAACGUAACGCUUUUGAACGGGGACGAUUUUCGACUUCAAAAUGCGGAAGCGAAAGUGGUGGAGACAAUGGCUGCAUAAAAAUAAAAGAAGAAGAUGCAGCAUAAAUAAUGUUGGCACCGUGCCCACGACCCAUGCUGGUCUGUACGAAGCUGGUACGGUACGAGCAGCAGACAAACAGCGACGAUGCAACUGGUAAAAUUGGAUUGUGCAUUGGUCGGCGGUUGCUGAACCCUAAGUUAGAGCAGAAUUAAAAUUUUAUUUAUAAUCGAACCCAUUUUUCUGGCUCCACCACCAUUGCUUUGUGCCAGUAAACGAGAAAAAACAUAUUCGGACACUUUUCGCGUUCAUAUAUCGUUGAGGAAAGGGCCAGCGAAGGGGAUAGGGUUUGGUUUAACCCAACUAGUUGACCAGUACUAUAAGCUUGUCACACCACUAGCGCAAACUGCUCGACGGAUUGUUUGCCACGGUGGGCAGCUCAUUAUUUACGCCCCUUUGCACGUGAUAAGUGCAGUUUCAGCUUAUGAAUAAUGAAUUGUUGUUCGGUUCACGAGUAGAAGAGGGCAAUCUAGGCAUUUUAAAAGCCAAAAGUACGAUAUAGUUACUUCAUACGGACGUGCGAUUUCACCUAUCGGCGCCGCUCGUACAGUUCCAUUCUGUCGGAUGAUUCAUCAAAAUUCUCCGUUUGUUCGACCUUUCGCACGGGGAAUGCUUACGCUCGUUGGUAGAAAAGAAAAUCCUGCCCCAAUCGGAAAGUGUGUGACCGCACCAGGACGGGUGUGUUCCACCCGGUGUCCAGCUGCUUCCAAUCUGCAUCUGGGCGUGUGGAUGGAAAAAUGUGCCAGCGAGCAAUGCUGAUGUUGCCAGUAGUACGCAUUGUGCCACAGUUCCUGCCAGCCGCCAUAGCCGCAACCCAGCAGCAAGCCCAACCCGCCAGACUGGACUGUCGCCUGCGUCCAUCCGUCCAUGACCAGGUACGAUCGGUACAGCUUGUCGACCGACCAGCAGCAACAGAAGCAGACGCUAAACCCGCAAUCAGCAGCAGCAGCAGACCGGAGGCUCGACACGGUAGCGGUCGCAUCUCGCACGAAGAUGACUGACGAGGAGCUGCUGUUGCUCGAGCGGGCGAACGCCGAGCGGGAUGAGAUAUUCCUGCGCUACGAUCAGGGCCGCAAGUGCGACAGUAUCGAUGCGUGGGAAGAUCCAAUGUUCGAAGUGUACACGCAGGCGGACCGGUACGGCUUCCUGCAUCCCGUGGCGCCGGCCCAGUCGAAGGAGGCGGAGCUGCUGCAGCACCGGAUCGAGAUGGAGCGCGUGAAGAAAUGGGUCAAGAUGCACAAAAACUGGGACGCGGCGGCGACCAAGGAAAAUCUGCGCCGGCGCGUAAUGAAAGGCAUCCCGGAUCGGAUGCGCUCGGCGAUCUGGCGCAAGCUGCUCGACCUGGACCGGCAGAUCCGGGAGAAUGGGGGCAUGUACGACCGGAUGCUGGACUGUGCCCGGCGCCACAGUCCCGACAUACGGCAGAUCGAUUUCGACGUUAACCGACAGUUCCGCAAUCACGUGUUCUACCGCGAGCGGUACAGCGUGAAGCAGCAGAGCCUGUUCCGCGUGCUAGCCGCGUACAGUAUGUACAACACCGAGGUCGGCUACUGCCAGGGCAUGUCGACGGUCGCCGCGGUGCUGCUGAUGUACUUCGACGAGGAGGACACGUUCUGGGCGCUGGACGUACUGAUGACGAAUCAGCGCUACGCCAUGCACGGGCUGUAUAUAGUGGGGUUUCCGAAGCUGAUGCGGUUCCUGGCGCACCACGACCGCAUCCUGACCAAGUGUUUGCCCAAGGUGAAGAAACAUCUCGACAAGCACGAGGUACACUCGGUGCUGUACUCGUUGAAAUGGUUUUUUGUUAUCUUCAUCGAGCGGAUACCCUUCAGUCUUUGUCUGCGGGUGUGGGACAUCUACAUGAUGUACGGCGAACGCGUACUAACGGCGAUGGCUUACACGAUACUAAAGGUUCACAAAACGAAACUUCUUCGGAUGAAGGACAUGGAUCAGGUGACGGACUUCCUACAGACAUCGCUGCACAAACAGUUCGGCUAUGAUGAUGACUAUGUGAUAAAAGCGCUUCAGAGUUCGAUGGACGAGCUGAAGAAGCUAAAACUGCUAAAUCUGCCACCUCCAUCCGCCAACGAGCUACCCACAAUGCCACGGGGGCAAACGGUCGAACCUUCCACAAAGGCCAGAAUCGGCCAUCGCAAUGAACAGUUUUCGGAGCGAGAGAUAGCACUCAAGGAGACGGUGCUGUAUCGCAGCGAAUCGAAGAACGAGGAGGAAGAAGAACAGUACAAUAAUGGCGUGCAGGGGGCCGGAGACCGUGCCGCUACGGCGGAAGAUGAAGACGACGAGCGCACGGAGAAAGAUUACGAUGAUAUUACGGAAGAUACUGUGAGCCAACUGCAUACAGUUUCGGACAUGGAUGGUGGAAGCAUAACGAAGCACUCGCUGACUGGAACAUCUGUAACCUCAACGAACGACAUCAGCCUGACGUCGUACGACCGUACCUGUGAUAUAUUCCGGCUGCAAGCAUCGGGCCAGCAUCCAAGUAGCCGCGAUCCUCCGCCCGCUGGUACCACCUCGGCCGUCCUUUUGCUUGAUCAGCUGGCCGCCCAGCUGUCGGACGAGGAGCUCUCCUCCUACGGGGCAGCCGUCGAGCUUAUGCUGGAUGAUGAAGAAGACGAUGGCGCAGCGGAGGCUGGAAAUCCAGUGCAGAGGACGAAGGAAAGAGACACCGGUGAUGACGUAUCACUUGUGCCGGGAGAGUCGGAGGAGACAGAGUUGGAUCCGAUGGAGCAGUCAGCGACUGACCCUUCCCCGAACGGUCAAACGAAUCCAACGAUAAUGUUGCACUCGCCGGAACAGCAGCAGCCUGCCGUUGACGAGGAAGACGAGGAUGAGCUGACGGAAAAGCAGCUAUCGUUUUAGUUGCUGCGCGAUGCGUGUGUGUGUUCGUUCACAGGUGGUCAAGUCGUUUCACAGGAACUCCUGCCCUUUUGAGUGUAGUUUAGGCUCACAACAUUGCUCACUGCCCAAAGAAGAGGACGAACCUGUGUACUCCUUUUCUUACCUUUAUCCAGUUUUAAGAACAAGAGGAGUGUGGUGUACGAUAAUUUUGCUCUUGGCUGCAAGGUUAGCGGUUUAGAGCGGUAAAAUCGGAAUAUUUCCAACUUUACACAGUGUGAAUAAAGCAUAACUUUGAGAAUGAAAGUGUAACUAAGCUGA
Molecule: messenger RNA, 3282 nt
Organism: Anopheles arabiensis
Lineage: Eukaryota; Metazoa; Arthropoda; Insecta; Diptera; Culicidae
Product: USP6 N-terminal-like protein
Exons: 6
Coding region: 973-2985 (670 amino acids)
Source: RefSeq, a predicted model, not a curated record